Daktulosphaira vitifoliae (grape phylloxera) is the source of this 7027-nucleotide messenger RNA. RefSeq names its product histone acetyltransferase p300 (gene nej). The coding region runs from base 642 to 6710 and encodes 2022 amino acids. Lineage: Eukaryota; Metazoa; Arthropoda; Insecta; Hemiptera; Phylloxeridae. The record is from RefSeq and is a predicted model, not a curated record. Gene Ontology annotation, cellular component: histone acetyltransferase complex; transcription regulator complex. Gene Ontology annotation, molecular function: protein binding; chromatin DNA binding; histone acetyltransferase activity. The transcript has 3 exons. Gene Ontology annotation, biological process: positive regulation of transcription by RNA polymerase II.
UUGUCCAUCAUAUCCCGUGAGUGCUUUAUUUACAUCGAGUUUUGUUGUCGAAAAAUAUAUUUCUUGUCGCCGAUUUCGUUGUUGCUUUGCCGUUUUUAUUGUGUCAUAUCAUUGCAAAUCAUCGGCGCGUUAUACAACAGUCGCUAAUACGCUUUUAAACGGAUUGUUAAAGUGUCUUCCAACUGUGCUUAUCGGCUAUAAACAUUGCCUCAGAUCACGUCAAUCUUGAACAACACGAUUGUUUUUCUGGCUGAUUUAAUGAUCUUGUGUUAUGGCAUGAAUUUACCCCUCAACAAUUUUAACUUUAAUUUUAGUUGAAUUGACAAUUUAUCAGACAAGUCAUAACAUGCAAGAAUUAAGGUGAAAAAGUGCUUUCAAAUGACAUCUUUAAACUACAUUUUUCGACUAUUUUUAAAAUGGCAAUUUUCACUAUCUGGUUAUAUUUAGUCACAUACUGCAUAAUUAUGUGAAUUUGGACCUGGACAGAAAUCUGCCAAUCAAUACUCAUUUUGAGUAAAAACUUUAAUAAGAUAUAUUAUGUAAAGUAGUGCUAGGACUUUGUGCAAUUUUUCUUAUCAUGUAAUUUUUUGUUACUAGUAAUUUUUAUACUAGGUUUUCUAUUUAUAUAACUAAUAAAAAUCAUGUCGGACUUAUUGGUGGAUAGCCCACCAAACAAGAGGCCCAAGCUGGAAGAUCCAUUCCAAGGGUCCUCAGACUCUUCUGGUGUUUAUUCCAGUAAUGAGAUGUUUGAUCUCGAGAAUGAUCUCCCCGAUGAAUUAAUAAGCACGACAUCUUGGAAUCAACAACCUGAUAUGAAACAAAAUCUCCAACCCCAAAUGCCAUUACAAAACGGUAUGCUUGUCCCACAAAAUAAUCCCCAACAACAAUUACAGCAAUCUAAUAUCCAACAACGGUUAGUUGUUAGUCAGCAACAACUAGCUCAUCACUUUAUGGGUAACAAACAACAUAUUGUAUCAGCAGCUGGAAUGUCAAUGAACAAACCAUUAAACCCAAAUAUACCUUCUCCAAAUGUGUUAGUUGGAAAAUCAGGAGAGCCUAUGGUUGUAAAUAUGGGAAAUGCAAAUAUGAACUCCAAUCAACUUCAAAACAGUAUUAGUGGAAUGUCAAAUGUAAAUAUUAUGAUGGGGAAUAAUAUAGUUAAUAAUUCUAUGCACAAUCCUCAUCAUGGAAUUUCUCAGCAACAAAAUGGACCUAUGAUGGGAAGAAGUAUUCCCAUGCACCAUCAGCAACAAAUUCGAAGUCAGACUCCACAUCAAUUACAUAACCUUUCAAUGAAUACUCAGCAAAGGAUACAGGCCCCAAUUGGUGCCAUGAGUCCUGUCAAUAACUUCAAUACAUACAAUCAGAACAAUCAACAAAUAAAUGUUGUUCAACAACAGCCAAUUGGUAUUGUACGGUCUCAAGUACCUCGUUUUAAUACCAAUACAAAUGGUAUGUUAGUUGAUAAUCCUACUCCUCCUCAACCUCAAGUAAAUGUACGCUUAGGACAGCAAUUAAAUAUGGCUAACCAAAAUGUAGUUGUACCACCACAAGCUGGAGGACCUGCAGAUAGAAGUCAAGCAAAUCCAGAAAAACGAAAAAUGAUAACUCAACAACUUGUCUUGUUAUUACAUGCACAUCAGUGUCAGAGGCGAGAUAAUCAAGCCAAUGGUGAAGUGAGACAAUGUCGUUUACAACAUUGUAAUACCAUGAAAGGUGUUUUAGCACAUAUGACUUCAUGUUCAGCUGGGCGUAAUUGUAAUGUUGCUCAUUGUUCAUCAUCUAGACAAAUUAUUUCACAUUGGAAACAGUGUACUAGACUAGACUGUCCAAUUUGUCAGCCUUUAAAAGCAUCAAAUAAUCGUAACCCAUUAGCAAAUAAUACAUCUCAAAAUGCUAGUGGGAUGAAUGACAUGAAUUGUUACAAUGCUCAGGUUAAUAAUCAAGUGAAUCAAGUACCUAGUGGAGUUGCAACCAAUGUUGGCAUAAGAGCUGCCAUGCAAUCCCAAAUGCCCCAUCCACCUAAUAACACUGUACUUCCUCCCAAUCAAAACAUUAGAGUGAUGACACCACAUUCUCAACCACCUCCUGCAACAAUGAAUACAGACCCAAGUACCAAUUCAGUUAAUGACAUUUUGCAGUCUGUUUCUAAUACAACUGUGCCGAUACCAUCAAGCAUUCAACAAACUGUGACUAAUAUACCUAAUUCUUUUAUAAUGACAACUAGUACAGAUACUAUGACUACUCAAAUGAACAAUCAAGCACAGCCUAGUCAGUCUUUACCCGGGGGUAAUCAUAUUGAAACUAAAGAAUGGCAUGAAUCAAUUACUCCAGAACUUCGAAAUCAUUUAGUACAUAAACUUGUGCAAGCAAUUUUUCCUACAUAUGAUCCUAAAGCAAUGUUAGAUAAGCGUAUGAACAAUUUAGUUGCUUAUGCUAGAAAAGUAGAAGGUGAUAUGUACAAUGUAGCUAAUUCAAGAUCAGAAUAUUAUCAUCGAUUAGCCCAAACAUUUUAUAAAAUUCAAAAAGAAUUGGAAGAAAAAAUGCAAAAACGAAAAGAACAACAGCAAAUGCAGCAACAACAAAUGGGUUCUCAGCAGCAGCAAACAACCAAUAUAAAUACACAGUGUUUCCCUACAGCUACUGCCCAAGGAAUGCCCACACAACAACCAACAGCACAACAGUCACAACAACAAUCUCAGCAAACAACAUUGCAUCAUACAUCUAUUCAAUCAAGUCAACCUAAUUUGCCUCAACAACAAGGAGUGCCUACUACAGGUGGAUUAAUGAAAACACAAAUGACAGAUCGUGUUCAUUUUCCCAUAACAUCGCCUGUUCCUGGACCAAGUCCUAAUACUAACUUACCACAAACCACAUUUGGUUUGACUCAACCACCUGCCCAAAGUCCAAUCAAUACUAGUCAAUUCCCAACUAAUACACAAAUGAUGCCAAACAUAUCUCAAGCAUCAUUUGUUCAACCUCAAUUUUCAAAUCAGUCGAUUGCCCAGAUGCCACAACAAAUACAUUUACAACAACAACAACCAUCACAACAGCAACAUAUUAAUAAUCAGAUGAUACAAUCAAAUAGAAUGAAUCAAAUGAAUAUGGAAAAAAUAGUUAAUGGACCUAGUGUUUUACCUAAUAAUACAAUGGCUCCUAUCUCAAAUGUACCAUCAAUGUUGCCCAACAGUAUGGGUAAGGGGUAUUCUCGAUCUGAAUCUUCAUCUUCAAUUAGUCAUUCAAGUCAAAUGAAUGCUAUUGCUUCAGCACUAGCUCAAGAUGAUUCUCCCAAAGAUGUGAAAGGAGAAAUUAAAGAUGAAUAUGAUGACAGUAAUGAUGGAAAAGGAGCUUAUGGAAAAGGAAAAAUGAAUACAGAAACUAAUUCUGAAACUAUUAAAUCUGAAAUUAAACAAGAACAUAGUGAUGAUACGACUACUUCUGUAAAAAUGGAAGUCAAAGUCAAAGAAGAAGUAGCAAGUCCAAAAUCAAAUAUUACUACUGAUAUUAAGCCAUUUGAACCUACCACUGAUAGUAAAAGUGCUAUUAAAAAAUGUGUAUUUAGACCAGAUGAACUUAGACAAGCCUUAAUGCCUACUCUAGAAAAAUUAUACAAGCAAGAACCUGAAGCUGAGCCAUUCAAACAACCUGUCGACCCUCAAGCUUUAAAUAUACCUGAUUACUUCCUUAUAAUUAAAAAACCAAUGGAUUUAUCUACCAUUAGAGAGAAACUUAAUACAGGUCAAUAUUCUGAUCCUUGGAGUUAUGUAGACGAUGUUUGGCUAAUGUUUGAAAAUGCUUGGCAUUAUAAUAAAAAAUCGACAAAAGUGUAUAAGUCUUGUACAAAAUUAUCAGAAGUUUUUGAACAGGAAAUUUAUCCUGUAAUGCGUAGUCUUGGUUACUGUUGUGGCCGAAAGUUCACAUUUAAUCCACAAGUUCUUUGUUGUUUUGGUAAACAACUUUGUACAAUACCAAGAGAUGCGAAGUACUUUAGUUAUGAAAAUAGAUACAUUUAUUGUGUUAAAUGUUUUAAUGACAUACCUGGUGAUGCUGUUACAAUGGGUGAAGAUCCUACACAAGCACAGCAAGUUAUCAAAAAAGAACAAUUUGUUGAAAUGAAAAAUGAUCACCUAGAAUUGGAACCAUUUAUCAUGUGUAUUCAUUGUGGAAGAAAAUUACAUCAAAUAUGUGUUCUUCAUAAUGAAAACAUUAAUCCACAAGGUUAUGCUUGUGAUAAAUGUUUAGCAAAAAGAAAUGAAAAGCGAAAAGAAAAUAAAUUUAAUGCAAAAAAAUUGGCUGUAACAAAAUUGGGUACUUAUAUUGAAACAAGGGUAAAUAAUUUUUUGAAGAAAAAAGAAGCAGGUGCUGGUGAAGUUGCUAUUCGUGUUGUUUCUAGUUCAGACAAAAUAGUUGAAGUAAAACCUGGAAUGCGAAGCCGUUUUGUUGAAAGUGGUGAUAUGGUUGGUGAAUUUCCGUAUAGAGCAAAAGCAUUAUAUGCAUUUGAAGAAAUUGAUGGUACUGAUGUUUGCUUUUUUGGUAUGCAUGUACAAGAGUAUGGAUCAGAAGCUCCUGGACCCAACACAAGAAGAGUUUAUAUUGCAUAUUUAGAUUCAGUUAAUUUUUUUAGGCCUAAACAAUAUAGAACAUAUGUAUAUCAUGAAAUAUUACUUGGCUAUCUUGAUUAUGUUAAACAGCUAGGUUAUACAAUGGCACAUAUUUGGGCUUGCCCUCCGUCUGAAGGAGAUGACUAUAUAUUCCAUUGUCAUCCACCAGAACAAAAAAUUCCUAAGCCAAAACGGUUACAAGAGUGGUAUAAAAAAAUGUUGGACAAAGGCAUUAUUGAACGUAUUAUUCUAGACUAUAAAGAUAUAUUAAAACAAGCUAUUGAGGAUAAACUAAGUUCUGCCGCAGAAUUGCCAUAUUUUGAAGGUGAUUUUUGGCCAAAUGCUUUAGAAGAUAGUAUAAAAGAGCUUGACCAAGAAGAAGAACAAAAAAGAAAGUUAGCUGAAGCUGAAGAAUCAGUUGAAAUGUGUGUAAGUGAUGAAGUUGAAAUAGGUCCAGAUGGCAAGAAAAAAGGACUUCAGAAAGCCAAAAAGUCAAAUAAAUCAAAAUCCAGUCAAAGAAAAAGCAGUUCAAAGAAAACCAUGUUACCUCAAACAAGUAGUGACUUAUCUGCUAAAAUUUUUGAUAACAUGGACAAACAUAAAGAAGUGUUUUUUGUCAUAAGAUUACAUAGUGUUCAGUCUGCAGCUGCUUUGGGACCUAUUCAAGACCCUGAUCCUUUAAUUAGUUGCGAUUUAAUGGAUGGUAGAGAUGCAUUUUUGACCAUGGCUAGAGAAAAACAUUAUGAGUUUUCAUCACUUCGUAGAGCUAAAUUUUCUUCAAUGGCAAUGUUGUAUGAAUUACAUAACCAAGGCCAAGAUAAAUUUGUUUAUACUUGUAAUAGUUGUAAAUCACAUGUUGAAACUAGAUAUCACUGUACAGUUUGUGAUGACUUUGAUUUAUGUAUUACCUGCUAUGACAAAGAAAAACAUCCUCAUCCUAUGGAGAAACUUGGUCUUGACUUAGAUGAUGGUUCUUCUCCUGGUGACCAAAAACAAGCUGAUCCUCAAGAGGCUAGAAAAUUGUCUAUUCGUCGAUGUAUAUUGUCACUUGUACAUGCCUGUCAGUGUAGGGAUGCAAAUUGUCGCUUGGCAAGCUGUCAGCGUAUGAAAAGGGUAGUACAACAUGUAAAAUUAUGUAAAGUAAAGUCGAAUGGUAAUUGUCCUAUUUGCAAACAAUAUAUUGCAUUAUGUUUCCAUCAUGCUAAGUAUUGUACAGAAGCCAAGUGUCCUGUGUUAUUCUGUCCAAACAUGAAACAUAAAAUCAAACAGCAACAGUUACAACAAAGAUUACAACAAGCUCAACUUCUAAGAAGAAGAAUGGCUAUUAUGAACACUGGAACUCUAGGCACAGAUAAUACUAGUAGUCCUUCUGUUGCAACCUCGCAUAUGACAAAUCAACCAAAAAUGAUACCUCAUAAAGGUCCUGGUAUGCCACCAGGAAAACAAACUCCCCCUGCUAAUGUUUUACAAGUAGUAAAACAGGUACAAGAAGAAGCUGCACGUCAACACGACAACGUAGGUUAUGGAAAAGGAGGUCCUCAACCACAAAUGCAAAGACCACACAUGCAGAUUGCACCACAAACUCCACAACAAGUCAACCAAUGGGUCAGUGAACCUAAUUACAAUCAAAUGAUGCUGCAGCAACAACAGCAGCAACAACAACAACAGCAACAACAAAGACCAAUGAACAUGCAGCCUCAACAACAAAUGAUCCUUAAUAAUCAACAAAAUACUAUGAUUCAACAGCAACAAGUUAUGGCUCCUAGGCCUCAAGGUUAUCAACAAAACCUUAAUCAGGUAUCUAAUCAGCAGUCUCUACAACAAUUAUUAAAUGCACUGCGUACUAACAACGAGAGUCAACCUGAACAACAGCAACGGUUGCGAGAAAUACUUAGAAACAACCCUCAAUUGUUGGCUCAAUUUAUUCGUAAUCAAAGGCAAAGAGCCAUGUUUCAACAACAACAGCAACAGCAAGGUGGUGGUAGUGGUGGUAGUGGUAAUAUAGCUCCUCCAAUGUAUCCUCAACAAAUGCAAGGACAGCAGCAACCAGGUGGACCUCAGGGACCUAAUCAACCACAAUCAAACAUGUCUAAUCGAAUGCACUUAUAAAGUAUAUAAAAAAAAAAAAAGAGCUUAUCGAGAAUUUUUAAAAGGCGUUGUUUCUAUAUAUGUACAUUUAUGAAUGUAAAUAUGGUAGCUUAAAGUACAAAAUAAUAAUUUUGUAUACUUAUUUAAUCGGCCGUGUUGACUUAUAACUCAUGUACAUUUGUUUUGCUAUUUGUUGUUGUUAUGUAGUUAGAAAAAAUGUAAGGAUAUUUUUCUUUAUAUUUUAACAUAUUAUAAGUAAACAUUUAUAAAUUUCCUACUUUAGUAAAAUAAUAUUUGUUGAUUUUUCCUUCUGUACAGGAAUAAUGGUAAUAUUAUAA